CCGAACUGAGAUCCCGUAGUGCGUCACAUGUUGACUAAUGCUGCUAGCUGAUGCUAAAUUACCGAAAGGUUGCCAACAUUUAAAAAGUCGACUUCAAAAAUCAGUAGAUAUUAACAUAACGCGUGUUUCUUUUGUUUCGGCGCUCUGUACUUCUCUUUAACAUGACUUAACAUUUCAACGUGGCAUUGGAUGAAACACGCUUGUUAAUGCUUUAGUUUUUCCUAAGGUACCUAGCGUGUUUGCUAGCCAGGAAGAGUUGACAUCUGUUUCUCACUGUUGGCUUCAGGCUAACACAGUCAACAUAGGAGCUAAAAUAAAGAGAGCUCCAGAUGCGGCUAAAGGACCCUUUCUCCUUGAAAACCGCCGACAUGACUAAGCGGACUAAUAAACCUAGGAAACCUCGAGAUGAGGAGUCCUCUGAUGAAGUCAGUGGCUUGCCGUGCCAGCAUGUGAGUAAGGCAGUGGACCUGAGCUCCGUGAAGAAAUCUGUGACUUCCAGCGUGUGGUUUAUGUGCUCAGAUUGCCUAAGAGAGAGGACAAUGAAAGACGGAGAGCCAGUAGCUUCACAUGACAUCUUGAUUUGCUUAAAGUGUGGUUUCCAAGGCUGCAACCAGUCUGGGAUUGUGCACGCAGUCAAGCACCACCAAGCUUUUCAUCCUGAGUCUCACUGCAUCACCAUCAGUUUGAGCACAUGGAAGGCCUGGUGUUUUGAAUGUAACGAGGAGCUCUCGACUCACUGCAACAAGAAGGCGUUGGCUCAGACUGUGGACUUUUUACAGAAGCACUCUGUCAAGGCAACAUCAGCAUCACCGAAGAUCAUUAAGCUACGAGAGGAGCCAUCAGAUUAUACUGACCCGCCCAGAGGUAAAAGUCCUGUCAUCAACAGCACCUUGGUCCCCGUGAAAGGCAUUAAUAACCUGGGCAACACCUGCUUCUUCAAUGCUGUCAUGCAGAACUUGUCCCAGACCCACAUGCUCAUUGAUCUCAUCCAGGAAGUGAAGGAGAAAGGGUACAAACUGAGGAUCUGCCCACCUGUUGAGACUAAACUGAGUCCCCUGACGGUAUCACUGCUCAGUCCAGAACCCUUGACUGCAGCCAUGUUUUCCUUCCUCCAUAGCAUGAAAGAGCCGGGGAAAGGGCCGGUCAAUCCCAAGAUCCUUUUCAACCAGCUCUGCCAGAAAGCUCCACGCUUCAAGGGCUACCAACAACAAGACAGCCAGGAGCUUCUGCACUACUUACUGGACUCCAUACGAGUAGAAGAAACUAAAAGGGUGAAAGCGGGCAUUCUGAAAGCAUUUAAUAAUCCUACAGAGAAGACAGCAGAUGAGGAGACCAAACGGCAAGUCAAAGCAUAUGGGAAAGAAGGUGUGAAGAUGAACUUCGUUGAUCGCAUCUUUGUAGGCGAGCUGACAAACACAAUUAUGUGUGAAGAAUGUGGGCAUAUUUCCACAGUGAAGGAAGCCUUCAUAGAUAUCUCUUUACCCAUCAUAGAGGAGAGGAUAUCUAAACCAUCCAACCCUGGUAGGAUGGGGAAGGGCACACGGGAGCAGGAUGCGCACACAGCGCACGACCAGGUUUUCUCUGCAGCACACGCUGUCAACCGAAACACAAGAAAGCUGAGCGGAAAGAAGCAGCAAAGCAGGAAGUCUUCCAGCUCUCUGGAGGAGAAGGGAGCGAGCUGCGGAGCAGAGCGAGCAGUGGAGGAGGGGGUCUCUGGUGGAUCAGCCCGCAGCGUGGCUGCUUGUAAGCCGGCCGCUGCCAGCAGCCUGUCGGAUGGCAGCGAGAGGGACUCGGGUGCUCAGGACAGCAGUAAUGACGCUGACAGCGAGGCCUCGGAGAGCGAAUGGACCCCGCGCAGCUCCUCCUCGCUCCAUGUCCACAGUCACGCGUCCACUCCGUCGUCCGCUUCCACCCUUACGCCGUCCCCCGUCCCCCUCUCUGCCUCCUCGCCCUCGUCGUCGUCCUCCGCGAAACAAGGGGGCGCUGUGGAGCAGCUAGUAACUGCAGUGUCUAAAGUGAGUCUCGGGUUUACCUCAGGCGACGGCUCUCCCUCCACACACUGUUCCCCAGAGGAGACGGGAGAAGCGCAGUCUCGGGACAACCUCUUCCAUCAGCACCACCAGGGAGCCUUUCAGGUGCUGUCUCAUAGCUACACCCCCAGCUCCAAGGAGUGCUCCAUCCAGUCCUGCCUCCACCAGUUCACCUCUGUGGAACUGCUGAUGGGCAAUAACAAGCUGCUGUGUGAGAGCUGCACCGAACGCAGACAGAAGCACCUGCGCAAGAGCAGCUCAGCGGAUAAAAAGGUGGAGAAGGUUUACACCAGUGCCAUAAAGCAAAUGCUGAUAUCAUCGCUGCCUCCAGUCAUCACUUUACAUCUGAAACGUUUCCACCAGGCAGGGAUGAACUUACGCAAGGUGAACCGCCAUGUUGAUUUUCCACUGGUUCUGGAUCUGGCUCCAUUUUGCUCAGCUUCCUGCAAGAAUUUAGCAGUGGAGGAACGUGUCCUCUACAGCCUGUAUGGGAUUGUUGAACAUAGUGGCUCAAUGAGGGGGGGGCACUAUGCUGCAUAUAUAAAAGUGCGCCCUCCCCAGAAGAAAUCUGACCAACACCACAAGAACCUGUCAGGUACGAGGGAGGCCAGCAGCAGCUCCCAGGGUCAGUGGGUGUACGUGAGUGAUACCACCGUUCAGACGGUACCAGAAUCAAGGGUACUCAACUCUCAGGCAUAUCUGCUCUUCUAUGAGCUGAUGUCAUCCCGGUUUUACUAUUAAGUGAGAUUGUGUCCACCAUCGCGCUCUGCUGCUGUCACUGUGCAUCCCGUGGUGCCAUAUUCGGCCCAUCUCUGCCAGUGAUCCACCCUGACGGGUGCAAAGCAGGGCUGCUUCAGAACAUGUCGCAAGCUGGUGAAGAGGAGGUGGGUCUGGAAACAGGAAAAGGGCAACGUCCAAAACGAUCGCCUCGCACGUCCUCCUUUCCCCACAUGCUGUGACAUCCGAGUCAUGCUGCUCAUACAUUAAAACAGGUUGUCAAACUGUCACCGCUGGGAGGGAGCAAAUCUUCUCUGAAAUGUAUUUGUCUAUUUUUAAAGUGAGCAGGGUAGGGGGUGGCUUUUGGCUCGGGGACACGCUGCUGAAGCAUUGCAUGUGAUUUAAUCUUGGUUAAUGAAAGGCACCCUCUUCCUGAUGGAGACGACUUGUAAGAAACUAAUAAAGUGAGGCUGGGCUGCUCAUCUACCAGCAGCGGAGGUUAAAUCUUUUACUGCUCUCACGCACGCCCCUGCCACCAUCAGCCUCACCUACACUAGCUUGACACCACCUCACACGUGGCAAACAAGCAUCGAUACGCAACACGGCGCAUGCGUUUUCUCAUACGAACGUCUAGUCUUUUGGACACAUGCCUCAGACUUCUCUCAUCACAGCACAUACGCAUCACCACUAGUUAUUAACGCCAGCAUGGCACCAAUAGAGCACUGAGCAACACCUGCACCCUAAGCCCUUCUUCCUGCAAUGUAGGUGUUAAAUGUAUUUCAGACAUCUAUUGGGUAAAUGGUGGUGAACGAAUUACUAAAACAACACCAGGCAUUUUCCCAUAACAUUGUAAAUAUGUGGAAACAGCUUCCUGUUGUCCUCAAUAUCUGAUUUUGCAUGAUAACUUUGUUUUAUAUGUUAAAAUGCAAAGAUUUGAUUGAUACCCACACCAGUAAAAUUAACAGGUCCAUUACCAGGUCGCCAAAGUAGAACGACCUCAGGAACCACAGGUUUCUUUCCUAACCUCCCUUUGAAAUUAAGCUUAAAGUGAAUAAUCUUGUAGUUUUUUGUUGAUGUGCUGUGACGAUGAGAUUUUCUAUGUUAAUAAAAGUAGCUUCAGUCAUUCAUAAUUUUGCUUAGCAUGAAUGUGGAAAAACCUUAGCAAGUUGGUCAUCAGGUGGCAAAAUAUGGCAGCAUAUGUUACUGUAUAUUAUUGUACUGUUAAUGUAAUACUGUACAUGUUGUAGCUGCCCAAGGGCUUCCUGAAUUACUAGAGCACUGCCUGCAUUUAAUGGUGCAGUUGUAUUUGUGCUCGAUACAAGAUUAAUUUUCAACUAAUUUAUGCCUAUAGGUAUUUAAGAGCAGCUGACAUCAGCAUCUCUGAUAAACCAAAGAUGCAACAACUCCCCACCGUCACAAUUAAAGGACAUUGUGAAUCAGAAACAAAUUAAAUAAUUUGUCCUGAUAUGUUUUACUCAUCCUGCACCAGUAAGA
Messenger RNA from Betta splendens (Siamese fighting fish), 4241 nucleotides. It is a transcript of the gene usp45, whose product is annotated as ubiquitin specific peptidase 45. Lineage: Eukaryota; Metazoa; Chordata; Actinopteri; Anabantiformes; Osphronemidae. The transcript is spliced from 19 exons. The record is from RefSeq and is a predicted model, not a curated record. Gene Ontology annotation, biological process: protein deubiquitination. Gene Ontology annotation, molecular function: zinc ion binding; cysteine-type deubiquitinase activity. Bases 330 to 2771 code for a protein of 813 amino acids.